Messenger RNA from Pestalotiopsis fici W106-1, 678 nucleotides. RefSeq lists its product as uncharacterized. The coding region runs from base 1 to 678 and encodes 225 amino acids. The transcript has a single exon. NCBI's taxonomy places the organism in Eukaryota, Fungi, Ascomycota, Sordariomycetes, Amphisphaeriales, Sporocadaceae. The record is from RefSeq and is a predicted model, not a curated record.
AUGGGCAAAAAUGCCAAUCCAACGCCAGCAAACUGGCCGGCAAACCUACCCUACCUCUCCCAGCCCUCGCACGCAGCGCAUCUCAGCAAACACCAAAUAACGGCGCUCAGGACGCGACCAGCAGACCUAACCACCGAGGUCCCACUCAGUCUACCCCGGGGUCCCUCGACGCUGGUCCGCAUCACCCCCAUUGCAGACCCAGGACACCCAGCCAACGGGCAAGCCGGGCUCUUUGCCUCGCGGCCCUUGGCGCCGGGAUCCCUCAUUCUGCCGUACUACGGCAUCGUGCACUCGGCCGCGCCGCCGCACUGCGCGGCGCACGAGGCCAGCGACUACGAUCUCUGGCUGGACCGCGAGGCCGAGGUGGCCGUCGACGCCGCCGCCGCUGGCAACGAGGCCCGCUUCGUUAAUGACUACCGCGGCGUGCGCGCCCGGCCCAAUGCAGAGUUUCGCGAGUGCUGGGAUCCGCGCGUCGGGCAAAAGUGCAUGGGUGUCUUUGUGCUGCCGGCUGGGAAGAAGGCCGUCUUGGGCAAGGGCAAGGGCAAGGCCGAUGGUGCUGCGGGGAUUGCCAAGGGCGAGGAGAUUUGUGUUAGUUAUGGAAAGGGAUUCUGGGGAAAGAGAAAGGUUGAGGAGGAAGAUGAGCUCAAUUAUGCGAACGAACCUACUCAAGGAGCCUAA